GGCUUCACUCUCCUGCACCGGGAUUACGGGGACGGCGAGCUUAGCGGGGACGGCGACGACGACGAGGACGACGAGACCUUUGAGCUGCGGACCCCAAGUCCACCGGGUGGCGGGCGGGGCCCCCUGGAUGUGACGCUGACUCAGCCUGUGAGGAGCGCGCCCAUCUCAGACAGGCUGCAGAGCUGGGAAGAGACACGGAGCCUCAUCCCGGAGAAGGGGCCGCUGGAAGACGACACGGAUGUCGUCGUGAAAGGUUGGCUGUACCGCGAGCCCCGCGGACGAGGGGCACGGCCCUGGUUGCCCCCGCGUCGGGCCUGGUUCGUGCUCACCCGGGACUCCCUGGACCAGUUCAGCAGCAGCGGGAAGGGGGCACGUCGCCUCGGGAGCCUGGUGCUCACCAGCCUGUGCUCGGUAACCGGCCCGGAGCGCAGGCCCAAGGAGACUGGUCUGUGGUCAGUGACCGUGUCUGGCCGGAAGCACAGCGUCAGGCUCUGCUCCCCGCGCCAGGCUGAAGCAGAGCGCUGGGGGGUGGCGCUGCGCGAAGUGAUCGCCUCCAAGGCACCGCUGGAGACCCCCACCCAGCUGCUGCUCAGGGACAUUCAGGAGAGCUGCGGAGACCCAGAGGCCGUGGCCCUCAUUUACCGAAGGAACCCGAUUCUGAGGCACACCAGUGGGUCCUUGUAUGCCCCACUUCUGCCCCUGCCCUAUGGAGUCAGCGCCCCAGGUCCUGGCUACGCACCCUUGCGCGAGGAGGCGGUGCGGCUGUUCCUGGCUCUGCAGGCCCUGGAGGGGGCGCGGCGCCCCGGGCCCCUGAUGCAGGGUGUGCUCCAGACCUGCCGGGACCUGCCCGCGCUUCGAGACGAACUCUUCCUGCAGCUGGCUAAGCAGACCUCGGGCCCCGCGGGGCCCCCUGGGCUCCCGGCUUCCCAAGACCCCGCGGCCCUACGGUACUGGCAGCUUCUCACCUGCAUGAGCUGUACCUUCCGGCCUGGGGGAGCUGUACGGGGGCAUCUCCUGGGACACCUGGAGAGGACCGAGCAGGCGCUCCCGGACUCGGAACUGGCGGAAUAUGCUCGCUUCAUCCGAAAAGCGCUGGGCCGGACGCGAGGCCGAGAGCUGGUGCCCUCGCUGGCUGAGAUUUCCGCGCUGAGCCGACGGCAGGAGCUGUUGUGCACCGUGCACUGUCCGGGGGCUGGUGCCUGCCCGGUGGCCAUAGACUCCCACACCACGGCGGCGGAGGUGGCUCGAGAGCUGGUGGGGCGGCUGGGCUUGGCCCGAAGCCGCAACGCUUUCGCGCUGUAUGAGCAGCGAGGCGCCCAGGAGCGAGCCCUGGCUGGGGGGACGCUCGUGGCCGACGUGCUCACCAGGUUUGAGAAUGUGGCCGCGGAGGAAGCCGCGCUGGAGGACUCUCCCGACUCCAGUUGGAGACUGUGUCUGCGUCUUCAUGGACCUCUGCACCCUGAGGGACUGUCCCCAGACGGUCACGAACUGCCUUUCCUCUUUGAGCAGGCUCACGCUCUGCUGCUGCGCGGCCGGCCUCCCCCGCCGGACGACACGCUGCGCGCCCUGGCGGCGCUGCGCCUGCAGAGCCUGCACCCUGCUGUGCUGGGCGGCUGGAAGCGUCUACGGGGCAUGGGCCGAGCGGAGGCCAUGGCUGCCUACCUGGCUCUGGCGGCGCAGUGUCCAGGUUUCGGCGCUGCUCGGUAUGAAGUUCUGGAGCUGAGCACGGAGCCUGGUGGGGGCGCUCCACAGAAGCUAUGCCUGGGCCUGGGAGCCAAGGCCAUGUCCCUCUCCCGACCUGGUGAGACAGAGCCCAUCCAUAGUGUCAGCUAUGGUCAUGUGGCCGCCUGCCAGCUAAUGGGCCCCCACACCCUGUCACUGAGGGUGGGAGAGAGCCAGCUCCUCCUGCAGAGUCCCCAGGUGGAAGAGAUCAUGCAGCUGGUGAAUGCCUACUUGGCUAACCCCUCCCCUGAGAGGCCCUGCAGCAGCCCUCCUCCUUCAUGCCAAGACCUGCCAGACACCUCCUCUCCCAGCCAGCACCCGGGCCUGGACGAGCCCCAGGGACAGUCUGGCUGUUUGGGGCAGCUGCAGAAAUGAGCCUGCCAAGAGGUCACAACUUCCCUCCCAUCUCCAGCCUGGACCUGGACUGCUCUGAGAUUUGAGGGAACCAUGGACCCUUUUAGCCCUGCAGGGACAGGGCAUACCCUACACCCAAGGGUUGCAAUGGGUGCAGACAAUUUUCUAGAUUGUUUCUUAAUUUAUUUGUAGAAGAAAAAAAAAAAAAAAAAAAACCACCUUAUUUACA
Miniopterus natalensis is the source of this 2305-nucleotide messenger RNA. The record is from RefSeq and is a predicted model, not a curated record. Lineage: Eukaryota; Metazoa; Chordata; Mammalia; Chiroptera; Miniopteridae.